UAGAAAUGUAUGCUUUCCUAGGGUUGAUGGUUUCCCUACUGGCCCUUGGAGCUUGUGCCCCAUUGCAAGGAACAAGCACCCGCAAGAAACUCCUGCUGGUUUCCUUUGACGGUUUCCGCUGGAACUAUGACCAGGAUGUGGACACCCCCAACCUGGAUUCCAUGGCAAGAGAUGGGGUGAAGGCACGUUACAUGACUCCUCCAUUUGUUACCCAGACAAGCCCAUGUCACUUCAGCCUUCUGACAGGGAAGUAUAUUGAGAACCAUGGGGUGAUUCAUAACAUGUGGUUCAAUACCAGCACUGGGCAGAAGCUUCCUUAUUACUACACACAGAGGGUGUCUUCCUGGUGGGACAAUGGCAGCCUCCCUAUUUGGAUCACAGCACAAAGGCAGGGUUUGAAGACAGCCUCCCUUUUUUUCCCUGGGGGAAACGCCACCUACCAAGGGGAACAGGUGAACAUCAAGCGAGUAGAAGGUUUCUUUCACAAGUAUAACAAUGUGACUGAGUGGAGGCAGAACAUCGAUCUUGUCAUGAAGUGGUUCACCACGGACAAUCUUGACUUUGUAGCCCUUUAUUUUGGAGAGCCCGACUCCACAGGACACAAAUAUGGCCCAGAGUCUCAGCAGAGGAAAGAAAUGGUUAGUCAAGUGGACCAGACAGUUGGUUACUUGAGGAAGAGCAUCAGGGAGCAUGGCAUGAGCUCAGCACUGAAUCUGAUCAUCACUUCUGACCACGGCAUGGAAACAGUAAUAAAAAAAGAUGAAAUUCACCUCCAGAAAGUGGCAAACUUCUCUUUUCGGGACAUUCAGUUUGAGCUGGUAGAUUAUGGACCACAAGGGCUACUGGUGCCAAAACCAGGAAAACUAGAAGAAGUUUAUGAGGCCCUGAAAAACGCUCACCCCAAGCUCCACGUCUAUAAGAAAGAGGAAUUCCCCAAGAGAUUCCGUUAUGCCAACAACCCCCGGAUCACACCUCUUGUGUUGUACAGUGACCCUGGCUACGUCAUCCAUGGGAGAAUCAAAGUGCAAUUGAACAAUGGGGAACAUGGCUUUGACAAUCAAGUGAUGAACAUGAAAACCAUAUUCCGGGCUGAAGGACCAGCCUUCAAGAGAGGUCUGGAGGUGGAGCCUUUUGAAAGUGUGAAUGUUUAUGCUCUGCUUUGCGAACUGCUGGAGAUCAAACCAGAGCCCCACGAUGGAUCCUUGAAUGCCACAUGGCACAUGCUGCUCAAGUCUGCAGGAACGGAUCAGAUUUCCCCUCCAGGAACGGAUCAGAUUUCCCCUCCUCAUUCUACUUGGGAACUGGCGUUGGUGCUGAGCUUAGUUGCCUGCCUGGGAUGUGUGAUUGGGAUUGCUUGCUAUGUGUUGAUGUAAGGGUGUCCUCCAACUUCCCAGGAAAAAUGGUAGCCAGUGGAAAGAAGUGUUCAACCUAGUUGAUAGAAGACAGUAACUCCACUGAAUGGCAGAAGGGGACAUUAUUUCAAGAAGCAACCAUCAAGUUUUCAAGAAGCCGGCAACUGAUGACUCUUCCACACAAGAUAGAUGGAAUGGAAGGUGCUCUAAGGAGUUGUGCUGGGGGGGGGUGUAGAGUAAACUAUAGAAAGACUCUCGUCAUUUCAGCUAUCAACAUGCUGUUGGUCAGAGUGUUUUACAUGUGACAGAGUUGAGAGGAAAAGCCAUCUUUGCUCUUUCUAUAGUAUUCCUAACACAACCAUAUCUGACUGGAACAAGAAUUUUAUCUGUCUCCACUCAUCCCACACCCAAAAUAGCGAAGCUUGAUUAACCUUUGGUGGAUGACUGAGAGUCUCUUUUGCAAAGAGGAGUUGAUAUCACCAAUAUAGGGAUAAGGUAAAAAUGUUUUUUACAUGGCUCACAAGACAUUUAAGGGCACCCAACUGAUUUUCCAAGCCCUCUUGCAACCAAGGGUCAACCUUUUCUGUUUGUUGCAGGAGUGUGAUAAAUGAACUUUGAGCCCAAAUAAGCUAAUCAGCCUGGAACAGUAAGGUCAGGCAAGUUUCAUUUAGCAUU
This is a messenger RNA of Gekko japonicus, 2027 nucleotides long. It is a transcript of the gene ENPP7, whose product is annotated as ectonucleotide pyrophosphatase/phosphodiesterase 7. Bases 6 to 1373 code for a protein of 455 amino acids. The transcript has 6 exons. Lineage: Eukaryota; Metazoa; Chordata; Lepidosauria; Squamata; Gekkonidae. The record is from RefSeq and is a predicted model, not a curated record.